Actinia tenebrosa (Australian red waratah sea anemone) is the source of this 2036-nucleotide messenger RNA. Its product is annotated as neuromedin-U receptor 2-like. Gene Ontology annotation, molecular function: G protein-coupled receptor activity. Gene Ontology annotation, biological process: G protein-coupled receptor signaling pathway. The record is from RefSeq and is a predicted model, not a curated record. Gene Ontology annotation, cellular component: membrane. NCBI's taxonomy places the organism in Eukaryota, Metazoa, Cnidaria, Anthozoa, Actiniaria, Actiniidae.
ACGUAAGCACUCUUCAACUUUGGCCUCGGGGGUUUUCGUCCGUGUUCCUAGGAACUGAACCUACUACAUCAAGUACGCUAUUAGAAAUGUUCGUUCAUUCAAACGCAAAUUAAAAAUCACCUAAUUAAUUACAUAUUUCCUGUCAACGAGAUACCUGACAGCCUUAUUACGAAAGACUGUCUGCAUCAAUCUUUGUUGGAUUAAUAUAUACCUUACGGCGCGACAUUAGGUGUCAUUUUGUCGUGUAUGCAGCAGUGGACAAGGUGUUCUGAUACUAUAUAACCAAUUCCAUUUAAGAAGCUCAAGGCUUUAGACUCAGGACUCAGAACUACACGAAGCUAGCGGUAAAGCAUGAAUGGGACAGAAAGAAAUGACACUUCUACCAACCCAACGGAUAGAUAUUCACUGGUCGUUGGUACAACCAUACUUACCAUAGACCUGGUAUUCGCACUUGUUGGUGUUUUAGGGAACAUUCUGGUGUGUGUUGUCAUUACCAGACGUGCUAACAUGAAGACGAGCAUGAACUUGUACCUGCGAAAUCUCGCCAUCACUGAUUUGGGAGUUCUCCUAGUUAACUUUCCAUUAUCGAUCUAUUCAAUUCGCAGUCCUUCGAAAGGUUGGGUGCUUGGUCGAUUCCUGUGUCUAUACAUUUCCCCGGGGCUGGACGUGUUUUUUGGUGCUUCCAUUUGGUCCAUCACGGUGAUUGCCAUUGAGAGGUAUAAAAAUAUCAUCAGCCGUAAAGUUUUCGUAAAGAAAGGCGAGUCAUUCAAGAGAGUGACGCUCAAGAUUGUUCUGAUCUGGUUGGUGUCGUUUGCUGUGGUCGCAGCUCCGUUGUAUCCCUUGUUCGUUUACAAACGUGCAAACAAUUCGGCAUAUUAUGACUGCUACCCAAUAUGGCCUGCAUUUAUGAACAACUUUAUGUUCAAAGCCUAUGCUGUAUCCUUGGCAAUCUUCUGGUAUCUGCUGCCCCUCGGCAUCAUAACUGUUACAUACUGGAAGAUCUCCGCUCAACUGCGACAGAGCAACACCUUCCACAAAACUAUGCACGGAGAAGAAGCUGCAAAGAGCAAACUCUUCAAGGAAGAAGAAAGGCGACGACUCAAGCAAAACAAGAAAGCACAGAGAAUCCUGACACCACUCGUGGUCAUCUUUGCUGUUACUAUGCUACCAUUGAAUAUGCUUCGUCUGCUCAUUGCAUUUAUGCCAGAAUUCAAUCUGUUGGAGAAAAAUUAUUAUGUUUUAAUUCAUGAUCUGAGUGUCCUUCUGAUCGUUAUCAACUCCUCUUUAGAUCCUUGCGUGUACUACCUUUGUAGCAAAGAAUUCCGGGUUGGAAUGAAGGCGUUGUUCUCAAAGAAGGGAAACUUUCUCGAAUCUCGAGAUACAAUGAUGCAAACUACUAGCAAUAGUCAUAAGACGACAACCCGGUCGCUAUUAACAGCUGAAGUCGGCACACUAGCUGCAGAAUCCUCCAUGUAAAGCGAGAUCGAUUUAUGUCAGCGAAGAGGCUAACUUUCACAGCGCACAAACAAAGCUAGCUACCAGCUGUCUUUAAGAAAUGCAGAAACACUGAAAAAAACGCUACUGGUGGUAAAAACAGCACUAAAUGAAGACAAACUAAAACACUAAAGACAUACUAAAAGACUGGUCGAAUAUAUUAUCUCGCCAUAGGCGAGAACUAGCUUUUAUUUAGUUGUAAAAAGGGUACCUUAUGUUUCACAGAAUAUUUUUUACUAGAAAACAUAUUUCUUCCAUCAAAAGUGUUACGGACCGCCAUUUAAUCCACAAAAUCCAAAAAAAAACCUUAUCAACUUUAUACGGAACGUAUAUAAUCUUCGUAUAUAUGUAACUAGAUAGAUUAUCUUAUCUCGAACAAUAUAAUGAUGUAAAGAAAGAUUAGAUUGACACAGGGGAAAAAAAACUAAUAAAACUAACAUUAAUCAGACAAAAAAUAUUGAUGUCAUCACAAAAUAUGUCAGUAUCUCAAACAUAUUGGUUUUGCAUUAUCGAUCAACUGAAAUAUUAAAUUAUUUAUAGUA